Molecule: messenger RNA, 1270 nt
Organism: Ipomoea triloba (trilobed morning glory)
Lineage: Eukaryota; Viridiplantae; Streptophyta; Magnoliopsida; Solanales; Convolvulaceae
Product: cinnamoyl-CoA reductase-like SNL6
Exons: 5
Coding region: 80-1180 (366 amino acids)
Biological process (GO): steroid biosynthetic process
Molecular function (GO): 3-beta-hydroxy-Delta5-steroid dehydrogenase (NAD+) activity
Source: RefSeq, a predicted model, not a curated record
UUAAGUAUACAUUACAGAACAGCAUCAUUUUAGCCUCUUUCCUGAGUGCUUCGUAGCCAACUGCUGAGCCGCCUGAGAAAUGGGAAUCGUGAGACCAGACGAGAGCCGGAGGAUGGAGAUCGAGGAGCUCCGGCGAAUGCUGCUAUCUUGCGCCGGUGUGUACCGGAGGAAGGAAGAAGAAGCGUUGAGAUUGUCCGGACCGGCGAUGCCUCUUGAGCAAGACGACAAACUUGUGUGCGUUAUCGGAGGCGUUUCCUACCUCGGAAUCGCUAUUGUGAACCAGCUCCUGCUCCGAGGCUACUCCGUCCGGAUCCUCGUCGACAACGAAGAGGAUCUGGACAAGCUGAGGGAGAUGGAAACUUCUGGUGAAAUGAGAGGACCAAACAACAGCAACGUAGUAGAGGGAGUAAUGGCAAGGCUAACUGAAGUUGAAGGUUUAUCAGAGGCCUUCAAUGGUUGUCGUGGCGUAUUCCAAACUGCUGCAUUUAUUGACCCGGCUGGGCUAUCUGGCUAUUCUAAAUCCAUGGCUGAAGUUGAAGUGAUGGCUAGCAAGAGUGUCCUAGAGGCAUGUGCAAGUACAUCAUCGGUUAGAUACUGUGUGCUUACAUCCUCACUUCUAACAUGCAUAUGGCAAGACAACGGUCUCAACAACACAUCUCGCAAAAUUGACCAUGACAGCUGGAGCAAUGACUCUAUCUGCACAAGUAAAAAGCUUUGGUAUGCCUUGGGAAAACUGAGGGCAGAAAGGGCUGCGUGGGAAAUAGCUAAGGAGACGGGAUUGAAGCUGGUGACUAUUUGCCCAGGGCUCAUCACCGGUCCUGAAUUUCGUAACAGGAACCCAACUCCGACAAUUGCUUAUCUCAAAGGAGCUCGAGAGAUGUACAGAAAGGGACUCCUCGCAACUGUUGAUGUAAACGCUUUAGCAAAGGCGCAUGUAACAGUGUACGAGGAGAUGAAGAACACGGCACACGGGAGAUAUGUUUGCUUCGACAAAGUCCUAAGCAGCCCAGAAGAAGCUGAAAACCUGGCAAGGGAAACAGGAAUUGAUAUUGGCACCAUUUUAGAUGACGAUGUUGAAUUGAACGACCAAAAUAGUAGUCAAGAAAGAUUCCAACUAUCAGAUUUAAAGCUAUGUCGUCUAAUGUCACGAACCUUUAGAUGUCUUGACUACUUAAACUAAAUUAUUGAUCGCAUUCAAGAUGAAUUUUGCCAUUCAAUAUUUGUUAUAAAUAAUAUUUUCAAUAAAAUAGUUUUAUAUUUUACAAAUCAA